CUGUUUGGACCCUCAUCUCGGGUUCGACAUCAACAGAUGACGCGUCCACAAACAUCAUCGCCGUCGUCAUCAGUGUGUGUGCGUUCACUCUGCCUUUGCAAUUACUGACACGGUCACUGGACCCCCAUCUUAAUUAAAGGCGGAAGCGAUCACCGCCGAAAAGGCUAAAGUUAGCUUAAACACCAAAAAAUGUCCUUGAAUACGCUAGCAGCGCUUGGCGGGAGUUGGCGGUCAGGCUCAUCCGGAAAACACGACUUGUCUCUGGUGCUCAGGUGAAGCGCCGCCGUUGUGUGCAAGGCGAAGGGCAAGAGACACUUGAAGACGAGGGAUGAGUAGGAGACACAGAAGAGGGUCCGCCAUCGUUAAGUUGCCACCGGAAACUGCAGUUCAGUUAGUCGACACCGGGGGCGACAUAGUCUCUAUGGAACUGUGGUGUUUUGUCCAUGAAGAAGAAUAGAUGGCGGAUGUAAACACAGGUAAGGUGAGAAGAGCUAUUCCCGAGGACAGUUAAUGGAUUUGUGUUUCCUCGUGUGGAUAUAUAAAAUAUAUUUAAAGUUCUUCAACAGACAUACUUAAAAUAUGUCGAAGCUUUCCCCGUUCUUCUGCUACAUGUACAACAAUUUACGGAGUCGAGUUACGUGGAGGAGGGACUCUCUAGGCGUCCCCUACUCGCCUCCAGCCGGGCUCACAUGGGUCGCGAUGGCCGGCAAGAAGGACCUGAUCGACCUCCCUGUCUUGGAUGAAGGCGAGCUGGAGGAGCAGUUUGUCAGAGGAUCUGGACCUGGGGGUCAGGCUACCAACAAAACCAGCAACUGCGUGGUCCUCAAGCACAUUCCUUCUGGACUUGUGGUGAAGUGUCAUCAAACCAGAUCAGUGGAUAUCAAUCGAAAGCGAGCCCGGGAAAUCAUGCGUGAGAAACUCGAUGUUUUUCACAAAGGAGCGCAAAGCGAAGUCCUCGUGAGGAAGAGAGAGUCUGAAGCAAUGAAGCAAGAGAAACGGAGGAAAGCUAAGGAGAACCUGGAGAGAAAAAAACUGUUCAAAGAGGCCCUGCUUGCUGAAGCCAAGCCUGGGAGUGACACUGUUUAAAAUUGUUUGGGAUAAU
Dunckerocampus dactyliophorus (ringed pipefish) is the source of this 1102-nucleotide messenger RNA. RefSeq names its product mitochondrial translation release factor in rescue (gene mtrfr). Gene Ontology annotation, molecular function: translation release factor activity. NCBI's taxonomy places the organism in Eukaryota, Metazoa, Chordata, Actinopteri, Syngnathiformes, Syngnathidae. The record is from RefSeq and is a predicted model, not a curated record. The transcript has 3 exons. Gene Ontology annotation, cellular component: mitochondrion. Gene Ontology annotation, biological process: translational termination. The coding region runs from base 580 to 1086 and encodes 168 amino acids.